This is a messenger RNA of Necator americanus (New World hookworm), 777 nucleotides long. RefSeq lists its product as uncharacterized. The record is from RefSeq and is a predicted model, not a curated record. Bases 1 to 777 code for a protein of 258 amino acids. The transcript has a single exon. Lineage: Eukaryota; Metazoa; Nematoda; Chromadorea; Rhabditida; Ancylostomatidae.
AUGUGGAUCUCUUCGAGACCUCGAACGGGAAUCAGGAUGGACGGACAACCGAUAGAACUCGUCGAUGAGUUCUGUUACCUGGGCUGUAUGCUGAAGAACAACGGCAGCUACGAGAGAGAUGUUCAGCAAAGAUGCGCUAAGGCCACUUCUGCAUUUAACUCCUUAACGAAAUUUCUUUGGUCGACCCCCAUCACCAACGAAGUCAAGCUGCGAGUCUACCUAUCCGCAAUUCGCCCCAUCAUGAUGUACGGAUCGGAGACUUGGGCAGCACCAUCAACGGUUAUGGAGAGGCUUGACUGCACGGAAAGAAAGCUGCUUAGACGGCUACUUGGCUACUUUUGGCCUAGGGUAUGCCACAAUGAAGAUCUUUACGCAGAAAUUGAUGUGGUUUACCGGCGGAUGACACGUGGAAAACAUCAACAUCUUGCGCCGCCAUCGAAAGUGGCUAAAGUAAAUCGUCUUCGCUUCUUUGGUCAUAUAUUAAGGAGACCGACAGAUCGCCUUGUUCAACGAGUUCUGAAGAGUUCGUCGGGUUCAAGCUGGAAGAAGCCACCUUGCCGAAAACGGAAGUUCUGGACUGAGGUGGUAAAAGAGGACCUGAGGACACUCGGCGUGGAUAGGCAGUUCAGGCGAGACGUAAGGUUUCGCAGAACAUGGAAUAGCGACGAAUGGAUUGAUUCUGUGCAAGCUCCCGCAGAAGAUCGAGAAGGUUGGGCAGAGCUGUGUUCAAGGACGGCACACCUCGGCGAAGAUGCGGGUAGUCGCGUCAGGCGAUGA